Vitis vinifera (wine grape) is the source of this 2134-nucleotide messenger RNA. Its product is annotated as (6-4)DNA photolyase. The transcript has 14 exons. Gene Ontology annotation, biological process: circadian regulation of gene expression; entrainment of circadian clock by photoperiod. Gene Ontology annotation, molecular function: DNA binding; FAD binding. The record is from RefSeq and is a predicted model, not a curated record. Lineage: Eukaryota; Viridiplantae; Streptophyta; Magnoliopsida; Vitales; Vitaceae. Gene Ontology annotation, cellular component: nucleus; cytoplasm. The coding region runs from base 123 to 1817 and encodes 564 amino acids.
CAGCUCAUCCCACGACUAAAAACCUGAGAUGUCACCCCAACUCUCCCCCUCCGCGCACGUUAGACAAUACCCCUUCGACCCAUUUAACGCGGGAAACACGUAAACCACCUGAAAACCAUCAAAUGCGAGUCUCACUCUGUCUCUCCUCACCCAACCGUUUUCUCCAAUCUUGUCAUCGACCCAAUUCUCCGAACCCGUCAAUGGCAUCAGGGUCGAGUUCUCUGAUGUGGUUCCGGAAAGGGCUUCGAAUCCACGACAACCCGGCUCUGCAGCACGCAGCUAAGGAGUCGAAUUGCGUGUACCCUGUGUUUGUGAUAGACCCCUAUUUCAUGGAGCCUGACCCGAAUGCAUUCUCUCCGGGGUCGUCGCGGGCUGGCCUGAACCGAAUCCGGUUCUUACUGGAGAGUUUGGUGGAUCUUGAUUCUAGUCUCCGGCAGCUGGGUUCGCGCUUGUUGGUUCUGAAGGGAGACCCCGGCGAGGUUAUAAUUCGGUGUUUGAAGGAGUGGGAGGUGAAAAGGCUUUGCUUUGAGUAUGACACAGACCCGUACUACCAAGCUUUAGACAUUAAAGUUAAGAAUUAUGCUUCUGCUGCUGGAAUUGAGGUUUUCUCUCCUGUGAGUCAUACUCUCUUCGAUUCUGCAGAAAUCAUACAAAAGAAUGGGGGAAGGCCACCAUUGAGUUAUCAAUCAUUUUUGAAGCUUGCCGGGCAACCCUCAUGGGCAUCAUCCCCACUCUUAACCACACUUUCCUGGCUUCCACCAGUAGGAGAUGUUGGAACUUGUGAAAUUUCAAAUGUUCCAACUGUUAAAGAACUUGGCUAUGAAGAGAUUGGACAGGAUGAAUCGACUCCUUUCAAAGGUGGUGAAUCAGAAGCAUUGAAGAGAUUGAGAGAGUCAAUUCGUGACAAGGAAUGGGUGGCCAACUUUGAGAAACCAAAGGGCGACCCAUCUGCAUUUCUGAAACCGGCUACAACUGUUCUAUCACCUUAUCUGAAAUUUGGUUGUCUAUCUUCCAGAUACUUUUAUCAGUGCCUUACAGAUGUUUACAAGAAUAUGAAAUGGCACACAUCACCACCAGUUUCACUUGUUGGACAGUUGUUAUGGCGAGAUUUCUUCUACACCGUGGGUUUUGGUACUCCUAAUUUUGAUCGCAUGAAGGGCAACAGAAUAUGCAAGCAGAUACCUUGGAAUGAUGAUGAUGAACUGCUGGCAGCAUGGAGAGAAGCCAGGACAGGAUAUCCUUGGAUUGAUGCUAUCAUGGUCCAGCUGAGGAAGUGGGGUUGGAUGCACCAUCUUGCACGGCAUUGUGUUGCAUGUUUUCUAACUCGUGGGGACCUGUUCGUUCAUUGGGAAAAAGGACGAGAUGUUUUUGAGAGGCUCCUGAUUGAUUCAGAUUGGGCGAUUAAUAAUGGGAACUGGCUAUGGCUAUCAUGCUCCUCAUUUUUCUACCAGUAUAAUCGUAUCUACUCCCCAAUCUCUUUUGGAAAGAAAUAUGACCCCAAUGGUAAUUAUAUAAGGCAUUUUCUCCCCAUCCUGAAAGAUAUGCCAAAGGAGUAUAUUUAUGAGCCGUGGACAGCUCCACCAAGCAUCCAAGCCAAAGCGAAGUGCAUAAUUGGAAAAGAUUAUCCAAAACCAGUGGUUUGCCAUGAUUCUGCAAUCAAAGAGUGCAAGAGAAAGUUGGCAGAAGCCUAUGCAUUGAACAAAAGGUUAGACGGCUCGGUGACCGAAGAAGAUCUGAAAAAGUUGAGGAGAAAAUUGGAGGAAGAUGAGAACCCAGAAUCCAACACUAGCAGGACAAGACAAAAGUUAAUUGGCUGAACUCCUGGUUAUUGUUUUCUCAGCUGGCAAGCCUGACACAAUGCGGGACGGACUAUGACAUGCACCAUCGCUGGGGUGGGAACAAUGGGUAAUAACCAUCUGACUUACGAACUUAGCAACAGACUCAAGGUAUCUUCUCUUCAUGAGAAACCCUCACUUGACUCAGUUGUCCAUUUUGUUAUGAAAAUGCUCUCUAUGUGGUAUAUACAGAGCCCUGUGUCACUAAGAACAGUUGUUUAGCAUCAAUUUUAUGGUUUUUGGGAUUUGGUUAGUGUAGAUUCAGUGAACAGCUAAAAGAAAAUUCAGUGUUUGCAUCA